AUGUAUGUUUUCAAAGUCCUCCCUCAGUUCGCUAGUUGAAUUAGAAGAAAAAUAGUCAGUCAGUCUUUUCAAUCUAAUAAAAUCAAAACCAAUAAUGGGAUUAAAAGAGGACUUUGAUCAAGCUGCAGCUGAAGUGAAAAAAUUAAAAGCUUCACCAUCAAAUGAUGAUUUAUUAGUUCUGUAUUCAUUAUUUAAGCAGGCAACUGUUGGUGAUAAUAGCACAGAAAAACCGGGAAUGCUCGACUUUAAGGGAAAAGCAAAAUGGCAGGCCUGGUUUGAUCGUAAGGGAAUGUCAGCCGAUGAUGCUAUGAAACAAUACGUUGAGAAGGUCAAUUCUCUUAUCGCUUCGAUUGGACUCGCUUAAACUGAAACCAUAGAUUUUAAUUGUAAAGGUUCCAUCAGAUAUCGAUAUUAAUAUUAUUUGAAUAUUUGGACUUUUGAAAUGUACAGCCAGGCUACUGUCUGUAUAAUUACUACUAUUGUUGGUGUUUGACUGUAAAGGUCAUCUUUGAAAUAAACACAUUUGAAUUUACUUCUAUAUAUAUGCACAGCAUAUUCACACGAAUUAA
Messenger RNA from Clunio marinus, 569 nucleotides. The record is from the annotation of a GenBank genome assembly. Lineage: Eukaryota; Metazoa; Arthropoda; Insecta; Diptera; Chironomidae.